This is a messenger RNA of Monodelphis domestica (gray short-tailed opossum), 1796 nucleotides long. Its product is annotated as olfactory receptor 51G2-like. Gene Ontology annotation, cellular component: plasma membrane. NCBI's taxonomy places the organism in Eukaryota, Metazoa, Chordata, Mammalia, Didelphimorphia, Didelphidae. Gene Ontology annotation, molecular function: olfactory receptor activity; G protein-coupled receptor activity. The record is from RefSeq and is a predicted model, not a curated record. Gene Ontology annotation, biological process: G protein-coupled receptor signaling pathway.
AUGACUUGGAAUUACUCUGAGCAGGACCUCUCUCAUGCCAUUUUGCCAACAUACAAUAGCACUGACAUCCAGCCAUCUGUCUUCAUACUGACUGGUCUUCGAGGACUACCAGGAGCCCGCAUGUGGCUAGGACCACUCCUGAGUCUUAUGUACACCAUCACUCUGGCCUGCAAUUGUACAUUGCUAUAUCUAGUUAGGAUUGAGCACAGCCUCUGGGAACCCCAAUAUCUUUUCCUUUCCAUGUUGGCAGGAGCAGACAUUGCCCUGUCCAUUUCAACAUUGUGCUCAGUGCUUCAGGUUUUUGUCUUUGGUCAUCAUGAGAUCACAAUUGAUGGCUGCCUUAGUCAGCUCUUCUUUAUUCAUACCUUCUCUUCUACUGGAUCAGGGAUUCUCUUGUCCAUGGCUUUUGAUCGCUUUGUGGCUAUCAGCCAUCCAUUGCACUAUACCACUAUACUCACCCAUCCACGUAUUACCAAGAUGGGACUGGCAGCUUUCUUGAGAGGCAUAACACUCAUGACUCCAUUGCCUAUCCUCCUCAAGAGGCUUCCUUUCUGCAAAGGCCAGACCCUCUCUUACUCUUACUGCCAACACCCUGAUGUCAUGAAGCUGGCUUGUGGUCCUGUCAAAAUCAAUAUCUUCUAUGGCCUCAUCAUGGUCAUCUGCUCCUUUGCAUUGGACUUUUUGCUCAUUGUCCUCUCCUACACCCUAAUCCUCCGAUCUGUGCUGGGAAUUGCUUCCAGAGAAGGUCAGCUUAAGGCACUGAAUACUUGCCUUUCCCAUAUCUUCAUUGUCCUCAUCUUCUACAUGCCACUACUGGCAAUUGCACUAUUACAUCGGAUAAAUAGAAAGAGUUCCCGUCUAACCUAUGCUGUACUUGGAAAUUUUUAUCUCUUCAUGCCUCCCAUGUUUAACCCAAUUGUAUACAGUCUGAAGACUAAAAAAAUACGUGAUGCCUUGCAGAAGUCCUUCAGCAGCUGGAGAACCUGAGAGGUAAAUUCUAGUGUUUCCUGUAAUAAGUCUGGCAUAGUAAAUGGGAACAAAGUUUCUGGAAAAUAGGUGUAAAAAGAGUGAAUGUCCUUUCUUAAUUUUUUUAAACUAGAUCUCUUUAUCUUGCCUAGACUAGAAGUAAAGUGGCCACUUAUAGGUCCAAUCUCAUUGCUUCUCCAUAUGUGAACUCUGUCCCAUUGUAAUGCCAAUCUACUUUUCUCUUCACAUUGGGGUUAGUUGUUAGACCUAUUGCAACUCAUCACUCCAAAGCCCUAUUACAUGACUACCCUCACUCUCCCCACUGGCAGGUAUUAUACACAUGUUCUGUUACAAUCAGCCUCUCAGACAUCUUCUUGAUAUCAAUCCUCCUUUUUUCUCCUUCUUGUUAAUCUUUCACAGACAUUUUUUCUGAGUUGGGAUAAGAGAAGAGAUGGAACACUCUGGGUAUAUGUAAGAAUGAUAUCCAACUCUUUUUCUCUGUGUGUGUCUCUGUCUCUUCUCCCUUUCACUGUCUCUGUCUCAUCUCUGUUUCUAGUUCUGUCUCUAUCUCUUUCUCUCUCUUCUCUGUCAAAGAAACUUCUAUUUCUUCUUUCUGUCCUACCACUCCUCCUGCUAAAUAAAUAUUUCCCUUUCUACCCUUGAAGAACAGCAUGGGGGAAAAUGUCUAAGUUCCAUUGACUACAAAGUCAUUCAAUUCAACAUUUUUCAGCCACCUACUAUGAAUCAGGCACUGUAUUAGUUACUACCACUACAAAGUUAAAAAUAAAAUAUCCAUUGCCAUCAAUGCAAUAAAAAAUGAAAGUCCCUGU